AUGCUCGCCAUCAGGGACAUUGACCUUUUUGAGGGCAUAGCGACACAGUUGCCAUGGGAGCACAGACCUGUGGAAGUGAUCAAGGAACUGCUGGGACUUUCUGCUGAUCUGCAGGCACGAGACCACAACGGCUGCUCUGCUCUGCAUUACGCUGCUCACAUCAACAGCUGUCUGGCGGACGAGAUCCUACAUGUUCUGGUGGAGGCUCUAAGUCACACAGAUUCUGUCCCUGUGUCACCCUUGGCCCAUGACAAACACUCAUACCAGGAUCUGGACUUAGAGUUUGGAGAUUCAGACAUAGAGUUGGACAUUGAGAGCCUUUAUCCUAAUCAGUCGACAGGAGCCUCCCCCACGCUGACACAUCAGCACCACUUUCUACUAUACAGCCAUACCAGGGAAGUGCUAGAGUCUCAAGGGUGUCCUCCUCUGUCUGACCAUCAGAAAGACCUCAACCAAGAUAAGGGGAUCCCCGACUGUUUCCAAAAUGCCAUGGAAACACUGAGAGACAUCAGGCAGACCUAUCAGGACACAGGGAGGAGGAACAGCAGAGGUAUGUCUCUGCCCAGUUUGAGCAAAACCAGCAGACACUGGGCUCAUGUGGAUGCUCCUCCGACACCUGGCUUGCUGAGCACCAGGACUCUCUGCCAGCCGACACCCCCCACACACAGACAGAGAACAAGAAGUGUGGUUGUUGCCUCUCCACCCUCCCACAGCCUGUUGUCAGUGGCGGAGUCCAGCCAGCUCAGCCAGUCUGCCCCCAGCAUCAUGGAACCACUACUGUGUCCGAACACUAUGACGCAGGCCAGAGCACACAUCCAGAGUCGGCUGGCCUCUCAAAAUGCUGUAAAUGAGCAAAAGGGUUUUUUGCCAGUUCUACGAACUCCCAAGCUGCUGGCACCCCUGGAUGGCCGACCCAGAGCCACCACAGUACUAAAGCAACGUGUCCCCCUGAAGCCCAUCAGCCAGAGCUCCCUUUGCUCCAGGACCCAGCUGAGGAGAGAGAGGCUGUCCUGGGGCAGCAGCCCUCUGACCACUAAAGCUGGCAGUGAAGAAAGUGGAUCCAGCUGCAGCAGCAGCCAGAGUUCUGUCGACCUGGAGGAUGAGGAUGAUGACAGGGAUGUACAUGAGAGAAAUUUUGAAGGCAGAAAUCUAAAGUUUUUUGGGGAUGGAUUGUUGCAGCAUUCAAAGGGUUUAAACUCCUCUGAAGCUGAACUGGCUGGAAAGACAAGGCUGCAUUUUAAAGCUGAGCCAAGGAUGAGCCAUGUUCCACUGAGCCACAGAUCAGCAUGUAACCGGGAGGAAGACCUUAUCAAUCAAACAAGUGAGCCUCUCUGCAUUGAAAAAAUGAUGAACUCUCACUCUGCAGGCAAAACAACCCAUAUAAAUUAUACAAAAGAAUCUGCUGACAUUGAGGCCCAAAAAAUCUGUGCACAAAAAGGAGACACGGUGAUUCUUGCUAAAAUAUCUGUGAAUAAUGAAAUACCUAUCACAACAGAGAGCAAUGUGGACUACUCUGGAGAGUCUGAGACCGAGAUGAGCCAUGGAAUUACAUUUACUGUGAAUGAUGACCAAGAUGAUGCCACUGUGUGCUCUGAAUGGAAAUAUACAGAUGAAUUGCAGCAUGUGAAACAGAACAAGAAGGAUUCCUGUCAUGAAGAAAACCAGGCAGACAAACCUCUUGUUUGUACUGCAGUGGAUGCAAAGUUAAAAACCGCAACUGCUGUGGGAAAAACUCGGCUAUUUCCUGCACCUGUAAAUCUAAAUCUGUCUGAUGUGGAUCCCAAAAGAGACGAGAAAAUGUUUCAAGCCUUAAAGCUUGCCCAGCACAAGGAGAAAAGAACCAGCAUGAACUGUGACCAGAGAACAAACAGCCAAACUAUCCAGUCUUUUAACACAUUGGCACAUAAAAAUCGAAGCACCCCCUGCUGGAAUAAGUCCAAAAGCAACCUGAAGUACUGCUCAUUUUCCACUCAAGUCAAAGAUAAAACCAGGAAGAGCCCUGAGCUAGCUGUUGGCAGAGAAGUCCCUUUAACUAAAGUAAAAUCAAAGAUUAAAUCUGUUAAAGGCGCCCAUUGUAGCACCAGUACACCAUCACCACGAAAGAAGCUGAUGGAUCAUCCACAGUGUAAAAGAACAAAUCCUGACAAGUUGAACUGCAACAGAACUCAACAGCACACACCAGUGAGGGAGAUGAAAAGUGCCCAGCAGCUGAAAAAGUCCUGUGUAGGCGAGAAAACACCAAGGUCAAAAUCUGCAGUGGACCUCAUCACCUACAAAGACAUGUUUCAGCAGAUACAGAAUGUGAAUGAAGGGCCAGCCAUCUAUGAGAUGUUUUCUGGUCCGAUCUAUGAAAACCUCCGGGUUUCCAGCUCUUGUGAAAAACCAGUGGAGAAACCAGUGCAGUGUUGUCCAUCUAGGAAGACAAACCAGAGUCAUAAGGUCAAACACAGGCCACUGAAACCAGCACAGAGUAAACUAAGGAAAAGCCCAGAGGAGAGUACGCUAGUUUCAGCUAAAAGCAAAGCAAAAUCAGCGUCGUCCAGGAUGAAGCCUCACCUCACACCUGUGUCAAACAACAAAACAGAGAAUAUUCCUAAACUAGAGGCUGAGUUAGUCCUUACAAAGGAUGUAGACAUCUAUCAUAACACUGCACAAGACAAGCAUGACAGUCACAUGUCAUCUACCAUAGAGGAGGCUCUUUUAAGGUAUGAGUCUGAAACAUUAAAAUCUGAUGGCAAAACUCUACCAACAGCUUCCCCUCAUGCUCAAGACUAUAGUCCCACACACAUGUUUAUGCAAGAAACAAAUGCAAAUUCAUCAACGGUAAAUGCACACCGGCCAAUCCCAGAGUCCAUCUUAUCUCAAAGUCCUCAACAGCCAAAGAUCAACACAUGGACAUCGUCUAGCAGCGGCAGCCAAACCAUCAUGUCACCAGUUUACCAGAAGUUUCUAGAUGAGGCGGGGGACGGGCCACUUACAGAUGACCUACUGCAGUGUCUGGCAGAGGAGCUGAUCUCACUGGAUGAGAGAGAUGUAUCUGUAGGACCACUUCCUGAUAACCUGGAACAGAGCAGAACGGAGUCCAACAAAGAGGUUGGUCCUGCAUCAGGAUUAAAUGCAUUUCCUGAGGUUGUUCCACUUGACACCUGUGCUCUGCUUGGCUUUGGGUUGGCUGUAGACGGCACCAUCACAUGGACAAAGGGUGAAGUGCUCGGCAGGGGCGCCUAUGGCACAGUGUACUGUGGACUCACCAGUCAGGGCCAGCUGAUAGCUGUGAAGCAGGUGAGCCUGGAUUCCUCCGACCCUGAUGCUGCAAAGAAAGAGUACAGUCGCCUGCGGGGUGAGGUGGAGCUGCUUAAAACUCUCAGUCACAUCAACAUCGUAGGCUUCCUGGGGACCUCGCUUUAUCAGCACGUGGUUUCCAUCUUCAUGGAGUACAUCCCAGGAGGAUCCAUUGCCAGCAUCCUUCACAGGUUUGGUCCACUGCCAGAGCGAGUCCUGGCUCUAUACACCCAUCAGAUCCUGGAGGGGGUGGCCUACCUUCACCUCAACAGGGUGAUUCAUCGGGACUUGAAGGGAAACAACGUCAUGCUGAUGCCGACUGGCAUCAUCAAGCUCAUAGACUUUGGUUGUGCACGACGUCUCAGUUUUCUAAACCACACAGCUUCUAACAGUGGAGACCUGCUCAAGUCUGUUCAUGGCACACCGUACUGGAUGGCACCAGAGGUUAUCAAUGAGACAGGAUAUGGCAGGAAGUCUGACAUAUGGAGUGUGGGUUGCACAGUGUUUGAAAUGGCAACAGGCAAACCCCCACUGGCACACAUGGACAAGAUGGCUGCCUUGUUCUACAUUGGGGCUCAGCGAGGGCUGAUGCCUUCUUUACCAGAUGCAUUCUCAGAUAAUGCCAAAGAUUUUGUGAAUAUUUGCUUGACAAGAGACCAGAAACUACGUCCAUCAGCUGACCAGCUGCUGAAACAUUCGUUCAUCCCCAAAAACGAGACAGAUGUGAAUUCUUGGGAAACGCAGAAGAAGAACUGCUGUGGUCACUCAGAGGGACUGUGUGGUUCAAUCAGGAGUUAAAAUGUUUAAGAGGGCAUUAGAUUAGUUGAUUCAUACUGGUGACUCAAAACAUCCAGUAUUGUUUUGUGAGCCAAGAAGGGCUCAGCACCUAUCACCAGUGAAGCAGCAAUAGUGUCAAUGUUAGGAUGGAAGUUUCAAAAUAAAAGCACUUUUAUAAUUUUUUUUGAUACAAUAGAACCUAAAAAAUGUGAAUGAAUAGACAGAUUUUUGUGACUAACUUGGGUUUUUUUCUCUAGUUUUCUUAUAAAUGUGCCAAUUUUAUACCUUCUUUGUAAAUCUAUACAGUGCAACUACAGGUUUCUGUGCUGCAUGGUCUAUAAAUGUUUUGAUAAAAUGUCAUAUCUAUACUGCAGUAUAACAAUGAAAUAAGCAUCAAAUGUGAACUACUACUUUUUAGCUUUUCGUUUGAAUCGAUGUGAAAUCACAAUUGUGCUCAAACAACAUGCUACUGACAGCUUUUCCUUACAUUCAACACAAUACAAAGUGUCUCUUCUCCUAGAGUUCGGCAAAUGGAUCGACAACACUGUGUGUGAUAAAAUGACAAACAACCAGAAUUUAUAGUGUCAGGGUAGUGGCAACUUCGAAGUUUAUUUGGAAUAUUGAAAUGAAAGGGGGGGAUGAGAAGAGUGGCUUAUGCUCAUUUGUCUAAAACUGCCCUUGUUCUGUGCCCAACUGUAAGUCUCUAAGCAGGGUACAAACAAUUCAGCCUCAGUCUUUUUACGUAUUUUGCACACUCCAAAACAAAACAGUACCCCAGUCAGGAACAGAGGGGACUUGGUGAUGUCAAGAUAUUAAACAACAGAGUGUUUACUGUAUGAAAGUGAUGGGACGCUGUGUCUGGACUGCUGUAAUUGUAAAUUCAACCACUUAGAUGAGGAAGUCAGAGACACAAAAACCUAUCAAGCAUGUCAACAUUGCAGAUACUUGAGGUUUCCUACAUAUCAGGGGGAUCAUCUUGCAUACAGCCAAUUAGUCACUGCUCUAACGUUGAAAUAAGCCAGCAAUAUUUUUCCUGAACAGUACCCCAGUCAUGGUUGAUUGAAGAAAUGUGUCCCCUUUUUGGGCUGACAUCAGAGGGGCUACAGCUUCAUGUCAUGAAAUGUCUCAUGCACUUCAAAGUAAAAAGGGUUAUGUAAACUUUAAGAGCACACUACUACUGUCUGUAUCAGCUUUUUUUUUUUCUUUUUGAGGCACAACCUUUGGCAUCCAGCUUAAGGUCUACUUAGAGGUCCAAAAAAUAUUUUUUGGUACAAAUUGCAUCUCUCUGAUGUGAUAAGUAGGUGUUGGAUGUGCCAGUUGCUGAGGGGAUCAACUGAUAUUUCCUGUGAUGGAAACCUAUAGUACAUCACUGUCUAUAGCAAGGCUGUAAGAAGCACACACCACUGGAAUGCUGCAAUCAUUCACAAGAUGAUGCCCAAUCCACUGAUCAACAAAAUAAAACUCUUUUAUAGGUAUUAUAUUUAUCUUGUUAUACUUACAAGCAGCUCCAAACCUGAGUAGUCAUAGUAUAGCUUUUUUUUCUUUAAACAUACAAAAAUGUAUGUACAUUUAUCUCCAUUUUCUGUAAACAGCAAGUAAGCACUCUCUUUUUAAAUCCCUUUGAUGAUUGAAACAUGCAAAUCAUAUGCACAGUACUUAAGUAUAAAAAGAAACCAAGACAAGAAAGUAAUGGAGGAGAUGAAACUUUACACCGAAAAAAAAAUA
Messenger RNA from Stegastes partitus (bicolor damselfish), 5784 nucleotides. It is a transcript of the gene map3k19, whose product is annotated as mitogen-activated protein kinase kinase kinase 19. Gene Ontology annotation, molecular function: ATP binding; protein kinase activity. The record is from RefSeq and is a predicted model, not a curated record. Gene Ontology annotation, biological process: protein phosphorylation. The transcript is spliced from 14 exons. The coding region runs from base 1 to 4080 and encodes 1359 amino acids. Lineage: Eukaryota; Metazoa; Chordata; Actinopteri; Pomacentridae.